This is a messenger RNA of Lactuca saligna, 2277 nucleotides long. The record is from the annotation of a GenBank genome assembly. Lineage: Eukaryota; Viridiplantae; Streptophyta; Magnoliopsida; Asterales; Asteraceae.
UCGAAAUUCCCGGCGUUUCCAAUUUCCAUCAUAAACUAAUAACCCGUGUCUCACGGCCCAUACUUUCAUAAGUCAAAACCUAAAAAUUCAGAGCAUCUGGAAAGAGACAACGAGGAGGAAAGUAAGAUUGGAAAGAGAAAAGUCUCUGCAAAUGGGAUUGUUGACUCUGUUUCCCUCAACCUCCUUAUGUAAUCGUAAUCCAUGGCGUAUUCAUCCAACACCUAUCAAAACAAACCCACCAACAACCCCUCCAUUUAUUAACAUUUUGACUUUUUGCUCACCUCAUUCUCCCCUUUUUAUUAACGCAUUUCAAUUUCAACAAGCUUUUGUAAAACCCAAUUCGGAAGAUUCGUCUCAGAGAAAAUUCAAGAUUUUGUCAUUCAAAUCAUGGGAAAUUGUUGCAUCACCUCAAAUAACAACAAAAACGGGUGAAUUCGGAACAACAUAUUUGUGUACGGAUGUGGAAACGGGUGAAAAAUUCGCGUGCAAAUCGAUAUCAAAAAAGAAGCUUAAAACAUCGAUAGAUAUUGAGGAUGUGAAAAGGGAAGUUGAGAUAAUGAAGAAAUUGCCAAAACAUUCGAAUAUUGUGACAUUAAAAGAUAGUUAUGAGGAUGAUAAUGCAGUGCAUAUAGUGAUGGAGUUGUGUGAAGGUGGAGAGUUGUUUGAUAGGAUUGUGGCAAGAGGACAUUAUACUGAAAGAGCAGCAGCUGCUAUUAUGAGGACAAUUGUGGAAGUUGUUCAGAUAUGUCACAUGCAUGGAGUGAUGCAUCGAGAUCUUAAACCCGAGAAUUUUCUUUUUGCAAAUAAGAAAGAAACUGCUGCUAUAAAAACCAUUGAUUUUGGGCUAUCGAUCUUCUUUAAACCAGGUGAGGUUUUUAAAGAGAUAGUUGGGAGUCCAUGGUAUAUGGCUCCAGAAGUUCUAAAACGAAAUUAUGGCCCUGAGGUUGAUGUAUGGAGUGCAGGGGUAAUUUUGUACAUUUUGCUUUGUGGGGUCCCACCUUUUUGGGCAGAAACUGAACAAGGAGUAGCUGAAGCAAUUAUUAAAUCAGUAAUCGAUUUCAAGAGAGAUCCAUGGCCUAAAGUUUCUGAAAAUGCCAAAGAUCUUGUCAAGAAAAUGCUUAAUCCUGAUCCAAAGCUUCGCCUUACAGCUCAACAAGUUCUUGAACACCCAUGGUUAUUCAAUGCAAAAUCGGCUCCAAAUGUCUCAUUGGGAGAGGUUGUGAGGUCAAGGCUUAAACAGUUUUCAGUGAUGAACAAGCUCAAGAAACGUGCUUUGAGAGUGAUAGCCGAACAUUUAUCGGCUGUUGAAGUGGCUGACAUAAAGGAAACAUUUGAUAUGAUGGAUAUUGGAAAGAAAGGGAAGAUAAAUCUUGAAGAACUUAGAAAUGGUUUAUUCAAACUUGGUCAACUAAUGAAUGAUGAAGAUCUUCAAAUAUUAAUGGAAUCCGUUGAUGUUGAUGGAGAUGGAGCCCUAAAUUAUGGAGAGUUUGUAGCUGUGAAUGUUCAUCUAAAAAGAAUGGCAAAUGAUGAACACUUACACAAAGCUUUUUCAUUUUUUGAUCAAAAUCAAAAUGGUUAUAUAGAGUUUGAAGAAUUGCGUCAUGCAUUGAGUGAUGAUGAGAAUGUUCAAGACACUGAAGGAGUAAUCAAUGCAAUAAUGCAUGAUGUUGACACCGAUAAGGAUGGACGCAUCAGUUAUGAUGAGUUUGCUGCUAUGAUGAAAGCUGGCACGGAUUGGAGAAAAGCCUCAAGGCAAUAUUCAAGAGAACGUUUUAAUAAUCUUAGUUUGAAAUUGGUAAAAGAUGGCUCAUUACAAUUAGCCAAUGAGUGAGAAAAUGAAUAAAUAAAAUGGUAACAUUUAUCUAACAAAAAAGAAGCUAAUUUUACACGAAUGCAAAACUUCAAUAGAGAUUUUGCAUUUGAACAACUCGAGGAAAUACAAAUCCGCAUACAAAGACCUUUUGUGAUUUACCAAAGGCGUGAAGAUUUGGUGAAUUGAAGUAUAUGUUAAGAGUAUCUACCGUGACGAUAACUUCAUUGAAGUGUAUAGGAGAUCUUGAUUGAUUUGAGAUUAUAGUUGAUAUGUAUUUUUUAUAUCUGCACAUGUUUGGUGCACCUCUUAUUCUACUGAUGUAUAGUCUAGAGACUACAAAUCCUUUACCUAUACAAACAAUACCUUAAUGUGCUUAACAAUUUUUGGUGUUUAAGUUUUUGUUACAUUUGAUAAUAUAAUUUUAAAGAUAAUAAAGUUAUAACGAUUGUUUAUGGGUUUGUUUA